Messenger RNA from Neltuma alba, 1449 nucleotides. Its product is annotated as histone deacetylase HDT1-like. The transcript is spliced from 10 exons. Lineage: Eukaryota; Viridiplantae; Streptophyta; Magnoliopsida; Fabales; Fabaceae. Bases 120 to 1019 code for a protein of 299 amino acids. The record is from RefSeq and is a predicted model, not a curated record.
GUUAUAAAAGCCCCCGACUUCCAUUUCGUCGUCCGCUCCUGCUCUUCCAGCUCCCUUUCCCCCCAAAACCCUUCUUUGCAGCUCCCUUUGCUCGUUGUGCUUCCUUCGCUGUUCUGCUAAUGGAGUUCUGGGGUGUUGAGGUUAAGGCUGGGGAGCCUGUUAAAGUUGAUCCUCAAGAUUUCGAUGCCUACAUCCAUCUUUCUCAGGCUGCUCUUGGUGAGACGAAGAAAGAUAAGGGGGCUGAACCUGUGGUUCUUUACUUAAAAUUUGAUGACCAGAAGUUUGUUUUGGGAACGCUUUCAAAGGAUAGUUUCCCCCAGAUAUCUUUUGACUUGGUUUUGGAAAAGGAGUUUGAGCUAUCCCACAAUUCGAAAAAUGUGAGCGUCUUUUUCUGUGGAUAUAAAGCUGAACUUCCUGAUGAAGAGGGUGAUGACUUUGACAACUUAUCUGAUAGUGAUGAGGACGCAGAACUCCCAGUGAUAACAAAAGAUAAUGGAAAACUUGAUGCUAAGUCUGGCCUAGCUAAGCUUGCCGCAUCCAAGAAAAGCGAUGCCAGUGCUAAUGAUUCCAAAAAGCAGGGCAAGGUUGAGCCAAAGAACGAAGAUGACGAUUCUGAAGAUGAUGAGGAUGAUGAAUCUGAUGAAGAUGGUGAGGAUGGAAGUUCUGAUGAGGAUAUGAUGGAAGCUGAUAGUGAUAGUGAUGAGGAGAGUGAUGAUGAUGAAGAUGAGGAGGAGACUCCCAAGAAGGUGGAUCUGAGUAAGAAGAGGCCCAAUGAUUCUGCAUCAAAAACUCCAGUUUCUGCCAAGAAAGCUAAAUCUGGUACUCCUGAAAAGAAUGAUGCUAAGAAAGGUGGUCAUACCGCUACUCCUCACCCAAUGAAGAAGGGAGGAAAGACUCCUAACAGUGAAGCCAAGGAGCCUAAGUCUGGUGGACAAUUGUCCUGCAAAUCUUGCAGCAAGACUUUCAACUCUGAAGGUGGUCUUCAACAACAUAAAAAGGCAAAGCAUGGUGGUCAGUGAUAGCGAGUACCAACUGAUUCAUGUCGCAUUUUUUCCCUGAUGCAUUAUCAUGAGCAUCCUAAAGACGUUAUUCCGCAUUUUGCCAUAGUAAACCUUUUAGGAAGUUUAGGUUGACGUUUCUGAGAGACAGUUAGACCCGCUUCAAAGUUUUGUUUGGCGUUGCUGAGAGCCUGUUUACAAGCCUGUCUUUAUGCCUUGGUGCUUAAGAGUUCUGAGUUAAUAUUUUGUUGUACAACCAUUUUGUUUUACGGGUUUAAUUUGGUGGACUUCCAAACCUAAGAUUGAUAUUUUACUUUUUCUUCAGUCAGGUGUUUAUAACUACAGCUGUUUCAGAUUUGAGAUAAUUGCAGAUAGUUUCAGGCUUGCGAUAAUUGCUGCUGGAAUAAGUAUCCGUGAAGCCUAUGAUAUAAUUUGAUUAUCAAGGUUAAGG